Molecule: messenger RNA, 2508 nt
Organism: Closterium sp. NIES-65
Lineage: Eukaryota; Viridiplantae; Streptophyta; Zygnematophyceae; Desmidiales; Closteriaceae
Source: the annotation of a GenBank genome assembly
AUGUGCGUCUCAUCCACGUGCCUGAGCUUCUCCAGGAAUAUCAACUCCAACUACCUCUACGACAGUAUCCCAUCAGCUCUGGUCAACAUGCCUAAACUCACAGAACUCCGGGUGGGAGCAAACUACCUGACGGGCACGCUGCCAGCCAUGGCCUCGCAGCUGCAGGUGCUGGCCAUCGCCAGCAACCUUCUGGCAGGUGCCUUCCCCACGCAGCCCUUCCAGCUGUGCGACAUCCGCAGCAGCUGCCUCUCCUCGCCGGGCUCCUGCACCAACGAUGCCGGUGUGGCUCAGCGCACCUCCGGCUGUGCCUUCUGUGGUUCCGCCACGGGCGCCCCGCCUUUUUGUGCCGGCACCAGCUGCGCUCCCAAUGUUGCUGCUCGCCUUGCUGCCGGCACCGUCAACACCCCUGCUGCCGCCCUCCCAGCAAUGUUCUGCCAGGCCGUUAUAGUGGAUGACAACUCUGUGCUGGCGCUGCUGGCACUGAGGGCGGGGCUGGGCGUGAGUGCACUCAGCUGGGCGGUGGACUCGCCCUGCAUGCUGGCGGGCAACGCCCCCGCGGUGGACAGCUGGACGGGCGUCGUCUGCGACCUCUCGGGCCAAGUCCUUAGCCUCAACGUGGCGUCCAACCUCUUGGAUGCGCGCAUGAGCGAGUGGGCUCUGCCUCUCACCGGCCUCAAGGCACUCAAGCAACUGUCUCUCAACUAUAACUGGUUCUCCGGCCCUCUGCCCUCGUUCCUCCUUGCCAUGUCCUCUCUCUCAGCCCUCAACGUGCAAUUCAACUACCUCAUUGGUCCCAUCACCGGCACUCCCUCUGCCUCCCUCAAGUCCCUCAACGUCGCCUCCAACCUCCUCACAGGAACCUUCCCAGCAUCUUCCACCACCGCAUGUGAUGCACGUAGCAACUGCCUAGCAGACUCCUCCAAGUGCCUUGCCUCUGGCUCCUCCUCCCAGAGGGACGUUUCUGAAUGCUUCCUCUGCGGUGCUGGAAGUUCCGGUGCGGUGAUAUGCAAUGGAGGGGUGCGCGCGCCUGACACCACCGGGCCAGUGGCAGCACUCACACCUAAUAGUGCCUCAGAUGCUAUGCUGCCUAUGCAGUGCUCGGGUGCUCGCAUGGACGCCACAGCAGUAUCAGUUCUUGGGAGUCUCAAGGCGGUGCUGGGAGUGCCUAUCCCGGCCUGGGGAGUGAACUCCUUGUGCACAGUAACCCCUGUGGCUUCCGAGGACAUGCUCUACGCUCUUUGGCCAGGGGACACGGAAGGCGUGCAGUGCAGCCCGGCCGGUGCUGUGACGGGAGUCAACCUCAACACGCGCCAGCUGGCUGGGUCCAUGCUUGCAGAUAUUUCCAAGCUCACUGCGCUCAAUAUCCUGGUCCUCCACUCAAACUUCUUGGCUGGUCGCCUGGAUGCCUUCACCGCGCCCUUCACCGCCCUGACCAAGCUGGAGAACCUGAGUCUGGGCUCCAACUACCUCACUGGGAGCAUGCCAGUGCCAGGCACUGCCAUGAAGCACCUGGACCUCGAAAACAACUACCUCAUGGGAACCUUCCCAACAGGUUCCUGGCAGUUCUGCUCAGCACGCAUCAACUAUUUCGCGAAUGCGGCUGCUUGCACGGCGGACGGAGGCAACGGGGUUGUCCAGAGAGACACAUGCAGUAUCUGCGGCAGUGCCGAUGGCACGGGGGUGUUGUGUGGCGGCGGUGGUGCGUCCACCUGCCAGCCCACAGCUGCUCCCCUCUCGUCCCUCUCCGCGCUCAACAGCCCCUCUGCCCUUGCGCUCCCUCUGGCGUGCUCCUUGCUGCCGGCUGUACCCGUCAACUCUACUGCCAUGGCAGCGCUGCUGAGCAUCAAGACAGCCUUGGGAGUGACGCACACAGGGUGGGCGGCAAACGCUGUCUAUACGCUGGCAGGGACAGCUGGCACUGUAGCAUGUGGGAGCUUGACGGGUGUGGAGUGUGACUCAGCUAGCAACCCUGUCAAGAUCACUCUCAACAACCAGCAGCUGUUUGGAGCGCUCCCUGGUUACGUCACCAAACUCAUUGCGCUCACUCACCUCAACCUGCAGUCCAACCUGUUCAGGGCACGCCUUGAAGAUCUUGCGCUGAGGCUUCCUGCCCUCACCAACCUGGCAGUGCUCAUCGCUCAAGGCAAUCGUCCUCUCCAACAACUUCCUCUCGGGCACCUUCCCUGCGUCUCUGCUGCCAACUGCUUCACCAGCGCCACCUCCUGCAACACUCCUACCGAGCAAGGCAAUAUGGCACAGCGAGCGUCGUCGUGUGAUAUCUGCGGCACUGCGAGUGGUCAGGGCAUGCUGUGCGGCGGCAUAGGGGUGUGCACGCCCAAUGCUGCUGCACCGUUCACGGCCAAGACGCCGAAUACUGCUGCUGCUGCUGUUCUCCCCAUGGCUUGCGUUGGUGCACCGGUUGCCUGCCCCACUGACUGGUGCUGUGAAGGGCUCAAGUGUGCAACACCUGCCAUCUCCAACUGCAUUGGCUACCUCUGUACUCCUUAA